AUGCCACAAUGUGUGCAUGGUAGCCAAGAAGACCCAGACGAGCUCACAGCAACGCUAUCGUGGCACAAUGCGGCACCAUCCCAUAAUAUUUUGCAUUUUGGUUGCAACCUGUCCACGCUCGUUAUAUACGAAUUUGGGCAGGUCUGUUUAGCAGACCUGCCCAGUACAGCAGUCCAGCAGCCUGCAUAUGGUCCGCUUCGAGGAGCCAUGGUUUUGUUUCUAACCCAAAUAUCUCCUGGUCGAUCGCAGCUGCACAAGUCGCACGUAUUUGUGCUCUGUGCCGUAGCAUACCUUUGGCACUCGAUCCAGGCACACAAUGGACGCAUUCCCCGGGCGCCUGGGCACAACUUUGCCGGCUAG
Molecule: messenger RNA, 360 nt
Organism: Ogataea haglerorum
Lineage: Eukaryota; Fungi; Ascomycota; Pichiomycetes; Pichiales; Pichiaceae
Exons: 1
Coding region: 1-360 (119 amino acids)
Source: RefSeq, a predicted model, not a curated record